AUGUUAAAAAAAAAAAAAACAAACCACAGGCUCAGAAAUCACAGGGGUGAUACCGAUUCUGGUUUGGUUAUCCAACAAAAACAAACCAUAGGCUCAGAAACCAGAGCGGAGUGUACCAACUUCGGCAAUGUUAUUGGACAAAAACAAACCGCAGGCUCAGAAAACGCAGGGGAGUAUACCGAUUUCGGUGUUGUUAUCCAACAAAAACAAAUCACAGGCUCAGAAACGAAAGCGGAGUGUACCGAUUUCGGUGUUUUUAUCGAACUAAAACAAAUCACAGGCCCAGAAAGCGCAGGGGAGUAUACCGAUUUCGGUUUUGUUUUCCAACAAAAACAAUCCACAGGCUCAGAAACCGCAGGGAAGUAUCCCGAUAUCGGUGAUGUUAUCCAACAAAAACAAACCACGGGCUCAGAAACCGAAGGGGAGUAUACCGAAUACGGUGAUGCUACGCAACAAAAAAAAACCACAUGCCCAGAAACCGAAGAGGAGUAUACCGAUUACGGUGAUGCUACGCAACAAAAACAAACCACAGGCUCAGAAACCGAAGAGGAGUACACCGAUUACGGUGAUGCUACGCAACAAAAGCAAACCACAGGCUCAGAAACCGAAGAGAAGUAUACCGAUUGCGGUGAUGCUACGCAACAAAAACAAACCACAUGCCCAGAAACCGAAGAGGAGUAUACCGAUUACGGUGAUGCUACGCAACAAAAACAAACCACAGGCUCAAUAACCGAAGAGGAGUAUACCGAUUACGAUGAUGCUACGCAACAAAAACAGACCACAGGCUCAGAAACUGAAGAGGAGUAUACCGAUUACGGUGAUGCUACGCAACAAAAGCAGACCACAGGCUCAGAAACCGAAGAGGAGUAUACCGAUUACGGUGAUGCUAUGCAACAAAAACAAACCACAGGCUCAGAAACCGAAGAGGAGUAUACCGAUUACGGCGAUGCUACGCAACAAAAACAGACCACAGACUCAGAAACCGAAGAGGAGUAUACCGAUUACGGCGAUGCUACGCAACAAAAACAGACCACAGGCUCAGAAACUGAAAAGGAGUAUACGGAUUACGGUGAUGCUACGCAACAAAAACAGACCACAGGCUCAGAAACCGCAGGGAAGUGUAGAGAUUUCGGUGUUGAAAUCCAACAAAAACAAGCUACAGGCUCAGAAUCUGCAGGGGAGUUUUACGAUUUCUGUGUUGUUAUGACAAAAAAAACCACAGGCUCAGAAACCACAGGGGAGUAUUACGAUUUCGGCUCAGAAACCAGAGCGGAGUGUACCAACUUCGGCGAUGUUAUUGGACAAAAACAAACCGCAGGCUCAGAAAACGCAGGGGAGUAUACCGAUUUCGGUGUUGUUAUCCAACAAAAACAAAUCACAGGCUCAGAAAUGAAAGCGGAGUGUACCGAUUUCGGUGUUUUUAUCGAACUAAAACAAAUCACAGGCCCAGAAAGCGCAGGGGAGUAUACCGAUUUCGGUUUUGUUUUCCAACAAAAACAAUCCACAGGCUCAGAAACCGCAGGGAAGUAUCCCGAUAUCGGUGAUGUUAUCCAACAAAAACAAACCACGGGCUCAGAAACCGAAGGGGAGUAUACCGAAUACGGUGAUGCUACCCAACAAAAACAAAGCACAGGCUCAGAAACCGAAGGGGAGUAUACCGAUUACGGUGAUGCUACCCAAAAAAACAAACCACAGGCUCAGAAACCGAAGAGGAGUAUACCGAUUACGGUGAUGCUACGCAACAAAAACAAACCACAGGCUCAGAAACCGAAGAGGAGCUCAGAAACCGAAGAGGAGUAUACCGAUUACGGUGAUGCUACGCAACAAAAACAAACCACAGGCUCAGAAACCGAAGAGGAGUAUACCGAUUACGGUGAUGCUACGCAACAAAAAAAAACCACAGGCUCAGAAACUGAAGAGGAGUAUACCGAUUACGGUGAUGCUACGCAACAAAAACAAACCACAGGCUCAGAAACCGAAGAAGAGUAUAACGAUUACGGCGAUGCUACGCAACAAAAACAGACCACAGGCUCAGAAACCGAAGAGGAGUAUACCGAUUACGGCGAUGCUACGCAACAAAAACAGACCACAGGCUCAGAAACCGAAGAGGAUUAUACCGAUUACGGCGAUGCUACGCAACAAAAACAAACCACAGGCUCAGAAACCGAAGAGGAGUAUACCGAUUACGGUGAUGCUACGCAACAAAAACAGACCACAGGCUCAGAAACUGAACAGGAGUAUACCGAUUACGGUGAUGCUACGCAACAAAAACAGACCACAGGCUCAGAAACUGAAGAGGAGUAUACCGAUUACGGUGAUGCUACGCAACAAAAACAAACCACAGGCUCAGAAACCGAAGAGGAGUAUACCGAUUACGGCGAUGCUACGCAACAAAAACAGACCACAGGCUCAAAAACCGAAGAGGAGUAUACCGAUUACGGCGAUGGUACGCAACAAAAACAGACCACAGGCUUAGAAACUGAAGAGGAGUAUACCGAUUAUGGUAAUGCUACGCAACAAAAACAAACCACAGGCUCAAUAACCGAAGAGGAGUAUACCGAUUACGGUGAUGCUACGCAACAAAAACAGACCACAGGCUCAGAAACCGAAGAGGGGUAUACCGAUUACGGUGAUGCUACGCAACAAAAACAAACCACAGGCUCAGAAACCGCAGGGGAGUAUACCGGGUUCGGUGUUAUUAUCCAACAAAAGAAACCACAGGCUCAAAAACAGCAGGGGAGUAUACCGAUUACGGUGAUUCUACGCAACAAAAACAAACCACAUGCCCAGAAACCGAAGAGGAGUAUACCGAUUACGGUGAUGCUACGCAACAAAAACAAACCACAGGCUCAGAAACCGAAGAGGAGUACACCGAUUACUGUGAUGCUACGCAACAAAAGCAAACCACAGGCUCGGAAACCGAAGAGGAGUGUACCGAUUGCGGUGAUGCUACGCAACAAAAACAAACCACAUGCCCAGAAACCGAAGAGGAGUAUACCGAUUACGGUGAUGCUACGCAACAAAAACAAACCACAUGCCCAGAAACCGAAGAGGAGUAUACCGAUUACGGUGAUGCUACGCAACAAAAACAAACCACAUGCCCAGAAACCGAAGAGGAGUAUACCGAUUACGGUGAUGCUACGCAACAAAAACAAACCACAUGUCCAGAAACCGAAGAGGAGUAUACCGAUUACGGCGAUGCUACGCAACAAAAACAAACCACAGGCUCAGAAACCGAAGAGGAGUAUACCGAUUAUGGUGAUGCUACGCAACAAAAACAAACCACAGGCUCAGAAACCGAAGAGGAGCUCAGAAACCGAAGUGGAGUAUACCGAUUACGGCGAUGCUACGCAACAAAAACAGACCACAGGCUCAGAAACUGAAGAGGAGUAUAGCGAUUACGGUGAUGCUACGCAACAAAAGCAGACCACAGGCUCAGAAACCGAAGAGGAGUAUACCGAUUACGGUGAUGCUACGCAACAAAAACAAACCACAGGCUCAGAAACCGAAGAGGAGUAUACCGAUUACGGCGAUGCUACGCAACAAAAACAGACCACAGACUCAGAAACCGAAGAGGAGUAUACCGAUUACGGCGAUGCUACGCAACAAAAACAGACCACAGGCUCAGAAACUGAAGAGGAGUAUACCGAUUACGGUGAUGCUACGCAACAAAAACAGACCACAGGCUCAGAAACCAAAGAGGAGUAUACCGAUUACGGCGAUGCUACGCAACAAAAACAGACCACAGGCUCAGAAACUGAAGAGGAGUAUACCGAUUACGGUGAUGCUACGCAACAAAUACAGACCACAGGCUCAGAAACUGAAGAGGAGUAUACCGAUUACGGUGAUGCUACGCAACAAAUACAAACCACAGGCUCAGAAACCGAAGAGGAGUAUACCGAUUACAGCGAUGCUACGCAACAAAAACAGACCACAGACUCAAAAACCGAAGAGGAGUAUACCGAUUACGGCGAUGCUACGCAACAAAAACAGACCACAGGCUCAGAAACUGAAGAGGAGUAUACCGAUUAUGGUGAUGCUACGCAACAAAAACAAACCACAGGCUCAGAAACCGAAGAGGAGUAUACCGAUUACGGUGAUGCUACGCAACAAAAACAGACCACAGGCUCAGAAACCGAAGAGGAGUAUACCGAUUACGGUGAUGCUACGCAACAAAAACAAACCACAGGCUCAGAAACCGCAGGGGAGUAUACCGGGUUCGGUGUUAUCAUCCAACAAAACAAACCACAGGCUCAAAAACCGCAGGGGAGUAUACCGAUUACGGUGAUGCUACGCAACAAAAACAAACCACAUGCCCAGAAACCGAAGAGGAGUAUACCGAUUACGGUGAUGCUACGCAACAAAAACAGACCACAGGCUCAGAAACUGAAGAGGAGUACACAGAUUACGGUGAUGCUACGCAACAAAAGCAAACCACAGGCUCAGAAACCGAAGAGGAGUAUACCGAUUGCGGUGAUGCUACGCAACAAAAACAAACCACAUGCCCAGAAACCGAAGAGGAGUAUACCGAUUACGGUGAUGCUACGCAACAAAAACAAACCACAUGCCCAGAAACCGAAGAGGAGUAUACCGAUUACGGUGAUGCUACGCAACAAAAACAAACCACAUGCCCAGAAACCGAAGAGGAGUAUACCGAUUACAGCGAUGCUACGCAACAAAAACAAAUCACAGGCUCAGAAACCGAAGAGGAGUAUACCGAUUAUGGUGAUGCUACGCAACAAAAACAAACCACAGGCUCAGAAACCGAAGAGGAGUAUACCGAUUACGGCGAUGCUACGCAACAAAAACAAACCACAUGCCCAGAAACCAAAGGGGAGUAUAUUGAUUACGGUGAUGCUACGCAACAAAAACAAACCACAUGCCCAGAAACCGAAGAGGAGUAUACCGAUUACGGUGAUGCUACUCAACAAAAAAAAACCACAGGCUCAGAAACGGAUGGGGAGUAUACCGAUUACGGCGAUGCUACCCAACAAAAACAAAGCACAGGCUCAGAAACCGCAGGGGAUUGUACAGAUUUCGGUGUUGUUAUCCAACAAAACCAAACCACAGGCAAACGUAAUAAGCGUCUUUGUGCUACAACAAUAUGUGAAUGACCUCUACGUGACGAGACGGAAGCGAGGAGGAGAGAAAGAAAUGGACGCGACGGUGAAGGUAGAGUCAAUGUGGGUCAGUGGAGGAGAGGAUGUAGUCAAGGCCGUGGCAGGAGUGACCUCAAACCUGAAAUUGAAACUGCCGCCUGUAGGCAUCCAGUCUGUGGACCCCACACACAGAAUCAUAGCUGAGAGUGUGGGAGCUAUGGAUAUCGACGAAGACGUGGUGGUAGUUGGAUUAAUUUUAGGAGAAGAGGAAGAGGAGAGGAAGAGGAAGAGGAAAGCGAGAUUUUGGAUACAUAAUAUAAAUAGAAAACGACUAGGUUUUGGUGAAUUUCACACAUUAUUCCCCGAUCUUGUAGAGGACGAUGACAAAUGUUUCCAGUACUUUAGGAUGACCCAUGAAAAGUUCGAAUGUCUACUUCGAAACCUAGAUGAAAGUCUUUCUAGACAUGAUACAAAUUUCCGUGCCGUGGGGUGCGCGCACUGGGACAGCACGGACGUCACGGAAUUGUCCUGA
Molecule: messenger RNA, 5631 nt
Organism: Macrosteles quadrilineatus (aster leafhopper)
Lineage: Eukaryota; Metazoa; Arthropoda; Insecta; Hemiptera; Cicadellidae
Exons: 6
Coding region: 1-5631 (1876 amino acids)
Source: RefSeq, a predicted model, not a curated record